This is a messenger RNA of Polyodon spathula (Mississippi paddlefish), 1746 nucleotides long. Its product is annotated as secretory carrier-associated membrane protein 1-like. Gene Ontology annotation, cellular component: recycling endosome membrane; trans-Golgi network membrane. The record is from RefSeq and is a predicted model, not a curated record. NCBI's taxonomy places the organism in Eukaryota, Metazoa, Chordata, Actinopteri, Acipenseriformes, Polyodontidae. The coding region runs from base 137 to 1153 and encodes 338 amino acids. Gene Ontology annotation, biological process: protein transport. The transcript is spliced from 9 exons.
ACCACUUCCGUUCCUGCCAUUUUGCAGCUUAGCUGUGUAUGUUUGCGGGAGCUCUAUCGCUGUCGCUGCAGCAGGGAAGGUGGGGGAUAACAUACAAUUUAUAAAAAUACUGAAAACACUACAGCAUCGGCACAGGAUGUCAGAUUUCGACAGCAACCCGUUUGCAGAUCCAGACAUGAGUAACCCCUUUCAGGAUCCCUCAGUAACACAAGUAACACGCAGUGCUCCUCCUGGACUGGAAGAAUAUAACCCUUUCACAGAUGGAAGAACAGCGGCCCCAGUCCCCCCGGCUGCCUCAAAAGUACCUCCAGCCACAAACACACAGCCAGCCAUCAUGAAGCCCACAGAAGAGCCUCCAGCCUACACACAGCAUGCACAGGAUCAAGCUCUGGCUCAGGCUGAGCUCCUGAGGCGCCAGGAGGAGCUGGAGAAGAAGGCAGCGGAGCUGGACCGGCGGGAGCGAGAGAUGCAGAGCCUCAACCAGCAGGGUGGCAGGAAAAACAACUGGCCACCACUUUCAGAGAAGCUCCCUGUGGGCCCGUGCUUUUACCACGACAUAGCUAUAGAUAUACCUGUAGAGUUUCAGAAGACAGUGAAGAUCAUGUACUAUCUAUGGAUGUUCCACACGGGGACGCUGUUUGUGAAUGUUUUCGGGUGUCUGGCCUGGUUUUGUGUUGAUUCUGGAAGAGGAGUUGACUUCGGAUUGGCGAUACUCUGGUUCAUGAUCUUUACUCCAUGCUCGUUCGUCUGCUGGUACAGACCCCUGUAUGGGGCAUUCAGGAGUGACAGCUCUUUCAGGUUCUUUGUCUUCUUCUUUGUAUAUAUCUGUCAGUUUGGUGUACAUGUGCUACAGACUAUUGGCAUAACAGGAUGGGGCAACUGUGGCUGGAUUUCUGCGCUCACAGGUCUUAACACCAGUGUUCCAGUUGGUAUAAUCAUGCUCCUGAUAGCAGCCCUGUUCACAGCCUCUGCGGUUAUUUCAUUAAUCAUGUUUAAAAAGGUGCACGGACUUUACCGAACCACAGGAGCCAGCUUUGAGAAAGCGCAGCAGGAGUUUGCUACUGGAGUCAUGGCAAACAAAACUGUACAGACUGCAGCAGCAAACGCCGCCUCUGGAGCAGCACACACCGCUUUCAAGGGACAGCAGAUCUGAGCACACUGAAUGCAUUGCCACACUAAUCCCAGCCACCAGCCUGGUCCUCUCUGUAGCGAGACUUUUAUUUAAUGCACUCCGGUAACUUGAGUGAACCCCUCUGCCUCACACAGCAUGCAUGUGAACAACCUCCCUGUUGCCCUAUCUAACUGAUGAACUGACAUUCUUAAUUAUUGGGGAGUGGGGGGGGGGUUCCUCUCCAAAUUGGUCUCAUAGGGGAAGAGCAAGAACAGUUUACACAAUACUGCUGAAACCAAUAGCCACCCUGUGAUCCCUUACCUUUCUGAAUAGCUUCACUGUAAGAACAUAUAGCUUCCACACAGCUGCAUAGUUACCCUCCGAAUGUCCAGGGCCGGCCUCUAUGGGUUUCCUUCUUGGUGGUUCCUGCUCUUCUAGAUCACAAGAGAGUGCUGUUUCACACAAUGGAACAGGCUGAAAAUGCUACAUUAACACAACCUCCAUUGAGUGUUAGGAUUUUUCUGCUCGCUCUUCAUUUAUCAUGUACAAUACAUGCAAUCUUUCAUUUUUGAUUUACACACACACUCUCUCUCUCUCUCUCUCUCUCUCUCUCUCUCUCUCUCUCUCUCUCUCUC